AUGGGUUCAUAUUAGGUCGAGUGGCAUUGUGAGUUUCUUAAGAGAAUUUCAGCAAGAGUUGCUUGUGACUUGGGAGGCAUCUACACUGUGGAAUUAAUGCGGUUUGGUCCUGCUUUAACUGCCAUGGCUCCAGGGAUUUGUAUUUUGGUGCAAUCCCUGGCAGAGAAGGCUAAAGAGCCUUAGCUCUGCCUGUUUCUCAGUCUUUCUGCGGUGUAUGACGACCUCAUAGGCUUCAAAGGGCUUUCUUUGGCAAGGGACACAGAGAGGAAGCUUUGCUGCUCCUCCCCCUGUCGCUGGAGAGCGAAUGAGAGGCUCUUUUACUACUUGUCGUAAAGCAACUACUACCAGUUGCUUUGUAUUUAUUUCCCUGUCGUGCCUUUUUCACCUUUCAACCAAUAGGCUGGCAAUUCCUCUUUGGCUGCUACCUUCCAGCUGUCAAGUAGGUCUCCUUUGGUAAUCCCUGCCCUUGGAGGGGAGGCUGUAGAGUGACUUCUCCAAGCCAUGCCUCUCUCGACUCAAGCGGAAACAGGCGAAGAGCAGCACGUUUUGGUAGCAAAUCUUGACAAUGUCAGGAACCUGUCCAAUAUCCUGAAAGCCAUUCAUUUUAAAGAUCACGCCACCUGUGUUGCUACUACAAAUGGACUCAAGGUGACAGUCGAAAAUGCAAAGUGUUUGCAGGCCAAUGCAUUUAUACAGGCAGGUAUUUUCCAAGAGUUUGUGGUUCAGGAAGAAUCUGUGAUGUUCAGAAUCAACCUGUCUGUUCUUUUAGACUGCUUGACCAUCUUUGGAACAAGUUCAUCCCCAGGAACUCAGACAGCCCUUCGGAUGUGUUAUCAGGGUUAUGGCUAUCCUCUGACACUUUUCCUUGAAGAAGGGGGUGUGGUGACGGUGUGCAAAAUCAACACCCAGGAACCCGAAGAAAUUCUUGAUUUUGAUUUCUGCAGCACAAAUGUUGUAAACAAAAUUAUCCUGCAGUCUGAGGGGCUGCGAGAGGCGUUUUCUGAACUGGACAUGACCAGCGAGGUCCUACAGAUUACGAUGUCUCCAGACAAGCCUUAUUUUAGAUUAUCCACAUUUGGGAAUGCUGGAAGCGCAUAUCUAGAUUACCCCAAAGAUUCUGACCUGAUUGAAGCUUUUCACUGUAACCAGACCCAGACAAACAGAUACAAGAUCGCAUUGCUCAAGCCAUCUAUUAAAGCAUUAGCCUUGUCAUGCAAAGUGUCAAUUCGGACAGAUAACCGAGGCUUUCUCUCAUUACAAUACAUGAUCAGGAACGAAGAUGGACAGAUCUGCUUUGUGGAGUAUUACUGUUGCCCGGAUGAGGACAUUACUGAGCAAGAAAUAUAACUGGCUGGGAGAUGCAAUUCAUUUGUUAUUUUCUUCCUCUAUUAAAAGCCAUCUAGAAUAUUCAGUUCUGAAUGCAAGAAGACUCAUGAUGGUAAAUAUGCAGAGCAAUGGGAAAGAGACCAAAAUUCAAGCCUCUCUUGGAUUAUAGAAGCAAAAUCUGUUGAAAUGAAUUGGGUUCUUGAUACUAGAAAGAUAAAAUAACCUUUCUAACACCUUUCAUUUGAUGCAUUAGACAUAGUAUUGAAAUGCAGUUUAUUCCUGGUUAUUUAACCACUACCUCAAGUAUAGCUGUAAACCUUUGUUCAAAUACAACUUUAUAUCUAAUUGUCAAGCCAAAAUUCAUUGAAUUUUCUAUUAAUCCCAUUGUUUUGGAGGCGAAGGUGUCCUUUAGCUGGAACCAGUAAUCAGUGUUAAGUAAAAGUAAUACUACAGUGUCUUUAGAUUCAGAAGGGAGUAAAGAGAAUGGAUAGUCCAGCAGCAUUCUUGGGGAGUCACCUAUCAGAGGCAAAUAGAUUGUGUUUGGGGAAUGUGUAACCCUUUUCCUAGGACACAAACUUCUGAAUGCUACAUCCAUUUGGAAAAGCACUAAGCUUCCAGAGCAGUUUUUAAAAAAAUAUAUUUUAUUGGUUUGUGUUGCAUACAGAAAACAAAACUGACACCAGAGGAAAACAAAACAACAACAACAACCCCCCCCCAAAAAAAACCCCCAGAAAAGAUGAAAAAAAAGUAUACAAAAGAGUACGCAAGUUUACAGAAUGGAAUACAGUCAGCGCUCGUUAAACAUAUGAAAAAUUAACUUUGACUGUACAGUUGUUAUACCUUAACAUUUAUUGAUUGAGCUUCCAGAGCAGUUAAAGUUUCCUAUGAUAAGCAGCAGCCAGUUAUCAGUCCAAUUCUUUUUUUUUCCUCCCCACCUGUUUAAAUGUCUGAACCCUGCAAAUUCUCAGUGACAAGCUGCGCCAUGCUAUUGAUGUCAAAACAUUCCUGCUCUUUGAUGGGCAUCUUGCUAAGUGUAUAAUAGUAGUCCAAUAGAAUUCAUUUGAUGGACAUCUUGCUAACUGCAUAAUAGAAGUCCAAUAGAAUUCAUUACUAAAAUUGCACAGAUGACUAAAAAUAUAAAAAAAGACAUAUGUUUACUUUUGUUGUUUAAGAUAUCUUUCCUGGUUUCCAAUAUCUUAGAAAUCUAGUAUUGGGAAAUCUAGUGUCCCCUUUCUCUUCUGCUUUGAAUGCGUGGACGUUUCGUGUACAGCAGAGACCCUGCAGUAAAAAAAUAAAGAAUUUUUCAUACUUAUACAAA
Anolis sagrei ordinatus is the source of this 2644-nucleotide messenger RNA. RefSeq names its product RAD1 checkpoint DNA exonuclease (gene RAD1). Gene Ontology annotation, molecular function: 3'-5' exonuclease activity. Gene Ontology annotation, cellular component: nucleus; checkpoint clamp complex. Gene Ontology annotation, biological process: DNA damage checkpoint signaling; DNA repair. Lineage: Eukaryota; Metazoa; Chordata; Lepidosauria; Squamata; Anolidae. The record is from RefSeq and is a predicted model, not a curated record.